AUGCCCUUUGACCCUCUUAUCAGGCACCUACUUGCUGGCAAGAUACUAAAGCAUAGAAUCAUUAGGGCCAACAAGUGCCCUUUGUUUCUACUGUUGGCACCAUUUAUUAGUGACGAGCAUGGAAUAGAUGAACCGGUUAUUGAAGUAGGUUUGCGGUGCCAAGUCUCGCUCUCAGAGUGCAACAAACAGAGGGCCACACUGUCCAAACAUAAAACUUCUGUACGCGAUUAUCCAUGUCUAAAAGCUGGAGUCCUGUUUGCUCCACAUGGUUCUUCAGAGGACACGUUGCUUGCGGAUAAGUUUCCUGCAAUAGCAGCAAUCUACAGUGAGGAGCAACUUUUUUUGCAUACUGUCUUUACCUUGGGACAACUUGAGGACAUCAUGCUACCAAAAGCUAUAGAUUACUUCUACCAGAAUGAGGAAGCGGCAGUCUACCAAAUGCUUUGGAGGUCUAAGCAUGGCACUGCAUACAUUCAGGUUCAGAGAGCAAGCAUCUUCAUGCCAAGCACACAGCAAACACUUCAUGUAGCUAAGAGAAGGAAGCUCUUGCCAGGACAGGAUGAGGAGUUUGAGUGUCUGACAUAUUGGAUCUCUCACUUCCUUAACUUAUGGGCAGCACAUGAACCCAUCCAACUGCAAGGCUCGAUCAUGGACUGGUAUGAGGAAGUAAAGGAAAAACAAAAGCAGCACAUCACUGCCACCUGA
Molecule: messenger RNA, 705 nt
Organism: Miscanthus lutarioriparius
Lineage: Eukaryota; Viridiplantae; Streptophyta; Magnoliopsida; Poales; Poaceae
Source: the annotation of a GenBank genome assembly